AUGGCGAACAUGACCAUGAGGUGGUCCAAGCGCAUCGCCCACCGCCUUUCCCUUGCUAGAUUGUGGAUGAAAGGCAGCGGCACCAAGAAGCCCCGUGAGCUUGGUGAACGCGUCAUCGACCACCGCUUCCACCCUCGCCAGUGGAUCCUGCUAACGGAGCCAGCGCCUAAGGCCACGCCCAGAUGCCACAAGCUGCUCAAUGUCACCACCCGAAAGAUCAUCAAGGUCGAUCUGCCGGAGCUCGAUGGCAACGCCGUGCUCCUAGGUCCUGACGCGGCAUCAGAGGGCAUGCUAGUGGUGUGCGAGAGGACUCUCAUCAUGCGUGACUGGGCUAGCAUGCCACCACUGGUAGCGGAGAACGUCGCUGACUACCUCUGGGACAGCGACGCUUUCAUGUGGUUCCGCUUGGUGUGCAAGCUGUGGAUGAACGACAGUGGCACCAAGAAGCCCUGUGUGCUCUGUGAAUGUGUCAUCGACCACCGCUUCCACCCUCACCAGUGGAUCCUACUGACGGAGCCGGCACCUAAGGCCAAACCCACGCACCGCAAGCUGCUCAAUGUCACCACCUAA
This is a messenger RNA of Miscanthus lutarioriparius, 570 nucleotides long. Lineage: Eukaryota; Viridiplantae; Streptophyta; Magnoliopsida; Poales; Poaceae. The record is from the annotation of a GenBank genome assembly.